AUGAACCGGAAAGCUUCCAAGCCAGAGCAGCAGAGGCGGUUCUGGCCUUUACCCCGACCUCGCGGCAUAAGAGGAGGUGGGAAGCUGGGGCCUGGGACGGCUCAGGACCCCGAUGGCAUCGUGGCCGUCGCCGCUGAGAAGCGGGACAGAACCUGUCCUCAGAAGCAGGUUUUCGGUGGCCAGGUUACAGUACUUGACCGGGGGGACGAGGAGCCGCGCCGCGAGGAGCGCGGCCCCCGCGCCGGCUGGAGCUUGCCCCUGGUGGGCCAGGACUUCCUGGAGAUCCUCUCUGCCUGGUACUGCAGCUUCGGCAGCUGCGGCGCGACGGGGGACUGCAGGGUGCUCAACAACGUCACGGGCCUUGAAUCGGAGCUCAACGGGCAGCUCCAUGGGCAGCACUUGGCUGGAGAAGUUGUUUUGCGGGCGGUGCGAGGGUUUCUGCAGAAGCCACAGCCGGAGAAGGCGCUGGUGCUGUCCUUCCACGGCUGGUCUGGCACGGGCAAGAACUUUGUGGCCCGCAUGGUGGCCAGUCACCUGUACCGGGACGGGCUGAGGAGCGAGUGCGUCAGGACGUUCAUCUCGCUCUUCCACUUCCCCCAUGCCCAGUACGUGGACUCAUACAAGGUUCAGCUGGAGAAGCAAAUCAGCGAGACCACACAGCUCUGCCAGCAGUCCCUGUUCAUCUUUGACGAAGCAGAGAAACUUCACUUUGGCCUUCUGGAUGCCAUCAAGCCCUUCAUGGCUCACCGUGACAACAAGGACCAAGCAGGCAAUCGGAGAUCCAUCUUCCUCUUCCUCAGCAGCAUCGGUGGUAACGCCAUCAACGAGGUGGCCCUGGACUUCCGGCGAGCCAGGCGGCCGAGGGAGGAGAUCCCCAUGGAGCUUCUGGAGCAGCGGCUGCGGCGGGAGCUGCUGCAGCCUGCAGAUGGCGGUUACGCCCGCAGCCACUUCCUCGAGGAGAACCUCAUCGACUUCUUCGUGCCGUUCCUGCCCCUGGAGCGCCGCCACGUGAGGCUGUGCGCCAGAGACGCCUUCCUGGCGCGCGCGCUGCCCUACACGGAGGCAGCCCUUGACGAGGUGGCCAAGAUGAUGGUGUUCGUCCCCAAAGAGGAGAAACUUUUCUCAGCACAGGGCUGCAAAUCUGUAUCUCAGCGCAUCAAUUACUUCCUUCCCUGAACAUCUGGUGGGACUUUGCCGGGGAGGAAGGUAGCUGUGCCCCUCGGAGCUGCCCUCUGCCCACACACUCAGGCUGCACGUGGGCAGGGACGGAAACUUCCCUUGUUACUGGGAGGGCUGUUGCGGGAUCUUACUGAGGGGGACAUGGAAUAGCUUGUGCUUGAUUGUCACCCAGUCGAGUCGGUGUUUUGGAGUCCCACCUUUUAGCAGGUAAAGGCCUGAGCAGUGCUGCAUGAUGCUGCGCUGCAGGCAGGUCCAAGGCCCCGCGCUGCUGCUGUAUCCUGAGGGCCCCGGACAGACUGGCGCUCCGUCUGGUGGAAUCUGCCCCCUGCUCUCUUGGUGCCUUCGCGAGCCCCCGUGCUGCACCCGCUGGCCACGCUCCUGCUGUUCUCCUGCUUCCACAAGGUUGUCUCGUGUCCAGGGACACGUGUGACAGGUUUGUGCUCUUCACAAGGAGGCCCCUGCACAAAGAAAAUGACUUUUUUAUUAUCUUCUCUGCAGAUGCCAGAUCCUUAGGCUCUUGCUUGGAGUGUCCCUGCUCUCCUUUUUGUUUUUGGAGCCUUCCGUUGUAUGGAAGCCACUAUGGGAAUAAGCAGAACAUAUAGUGGGUGCUGAGAUUAAAGUGACCUUUCUGAGUGUGAAUUGCUGCUUGCCUUGCUGCAAGGAUUGAUUUAGCGAGAGACAAAAGCCCCUCUCAAGGCCAGAGGGCAGUGGAGUUGGUCAGUGGUUUGAAGAACAGGUUGCAGCUGAGUUCUGGUUUUCAGUUUUCUGAGAUUGAAUACGGGUGGGUUUUUUGUUUGUUUUGUUUUGUUUUUUUUUAAGUGCAUUGCAUGCUAUGGCUUUGGCAGGUAUCAGCAUUGCUACACAGUGGGGCUGUUUGCUGUCUGGGUACUUGCCAAAUGAUAACUAGGUUACAGCAGGGCCAAAAAUUUCAACAGCAUUACAGGAAUUGCUUUGUGACCCCCGGGUCAAAACUCGCUUCCAACAGAGCCAGGCCAAGGAAGAUCAGAUGAAACAGCACAUGCCAAGGACAGCGUUUAGUCACCCGGGCGCUCAACGUGCGUCUGGACCUUGGAUCCAUUUUAAGCUUUGAGCUGCUCCGUGGUGCCAGGGGCGGGCACAAGCACCAGGAAAAGAUUGACCAGCCGCUCUCAGUCCUGCUGCAGAGUCGUGUUUCCCUCCCGGCUCCGUCAUCUCAUGAGGCCUCGCAGUCCAAGGCAGCAGAUGGGCUGGCUGCUUCCUUCUCUUGACGCGGUUAUUUCAGCCUCGCUGAUUGAAGGCUGGACCUGAAGGUUCGUGCCAGCCUGCGCCUUGUGAGGCUCCUCUGAACUGUAGCUUAUGGACCAUCAUCUAACCAAAAGCCUCAAUGCUGCCAAAACCUU
This is a messenger RNA of Nothoprocta perdicaria, 2558 nucleotides long. RefSeq names its product torsin family 3 member A (gene TOR3A). Gene Ontology annotation, molecular function: ATP hydrolysis activity; ATP binding. The transcript is spliced from 8 exons. Bases 1 to 1176 code for a protein of 391 amino acids. Lineage: Eukaryota; Metazoa; Chordata; Aves; Tinamiformes; Tinamidae. Gene Ontology annotation, cellular component: endoplasmic reticulum lumen; nuclear envelope. The record is from RefSeq and is a predicted model, not a curated record.